GGGAGCGCGAGGUGAAAGGGCGGCCUAUGCACCGAGGACAGAAUCGCGGCCGAGCAUGAUGGCGGCGGCGGCGGCGGCGGCGGCGGCCUCUCUGUGCCGGGGGAGCGUUUGGCAGCAGUGGCGAUACAGGCAUCUGGAGCGGUUCUUCGUGUCGCCAACGAAUAUUGUACAGCUUGCAGGAUUUAGAUGGUGCCUUAUCACUUCUCAUGGCUUUCACUCAACGGUUUAUAAUCCAAAUGAAAAGACUUUUGAUAAGCUUCUUAUUGCAAAUAGAGGAGAAAUUGCCUGCAGGGUAAUUAAAACAUGCAAGAAGAUGGGAAUUAAAACAGUUGCCAUACACAGUGAUGUUGAUUCAAAUGCUGUCCACGUGAAAAUGGCCGAUGAAGCAGUCUGUGUUGGCCCAGCUCCCACUAGUAAAAGCUACCUCAACAUGGAUGCUAUCAUGGAAGCCAUUAAAAAAACGCGGGCCCAAGCUGUUCACCCAGGAUAUGGAUUCCUUUCAGAAAAUAAAGAAUUCUCCAAGCGUUUGGCAUCAGAAGGUGUUGUUUUCAUCGGACCAGAUAUGCAUGCCAUUCAUGCAAUGGGAGACAAGAUAGAAAGCAAACUGUUAGCCAAGAAUGCAAAGGUCAAUACUAUACCGGGUUAUGAUGGGGUGAUAAAGGAUGCAGAUGAAGCUGUCCGAAUUGCAAGGGAAAUUGGCUACCCUGUGAUGAUCAAGGCUUCGGCAGGUGGUGGUGGAAAAGGCAUGAGAGUUGCAUGGAAUGAUGAUGAAGCCAGGGAAGGUUUCAGGUUUUCAUCUCAAGAAGCUGCUUCAAGUUUUGGUGAUGAUCGGUUAUUAAUAGAAAAAUUUAUUGAUAAUCCUCGCCACAUAGAAAUUCAGGUAUUGGCUGACAAACAUGACAAUGCAUUAUGGCUGAAUGAAAGGGAAUGUUCAAUUCAGAGAAGAAACCAGAAGGUUAUUGAAGAGGCACCAAGCACCUUCUUGGAUGCCGGAACACGUAAAGCUAUGGGAGAACAGGCUGUAGCUCUUGCCAGAGCUGUAAAAUACUCAUCAGCGGGAACAGUGGAAUUCCUUGUGGAUUCAAAAAAAAAUUUCUAUUUUUUGGAAAUGAAUACUAGACUGCAGGUUGAACAUCCCAUCACAGAAUGCAUUACCGGUUUGGAUCUGGUCCAAGAAAUGAUCCGUGUUGCUAAGGGAUACCCUCUCAGGCACAAGCAGGCUGAUAUUCCCAUCAACGGCUGGGCAGUUGAAUGUCGAGUAUAUGCGGAGGACCCUUACAAAUCUUUUGGUCUGCCCUCUGUUGGCAGAUUGUCUCAAUACGAAGAGCCCCUGCAUGUCCCAAAUGUUCGUGUUGACAGUGGCAUACAGCAAGGAAGUGAAAUCAGUAUUUAUUAUGAUCCCAUGAUUUCAAAACUGAUCACCUAUGGAUCCAACAGAAAUGAAGCUUUGCAAAGAAUGGAAGAAGCCUUGGAUAAUUAUGUUAUAAGAGGUGUUACUCAUAAUAUAGCAUUGCUUCGUGAGGUAAUAAAGCAUCCACGCUUUAUCCAGGGAGACAUCAGCACGAAGUUUCUUCCUGAGGUGUAUACAGAAGGCUUCAAAGGGCACAGAUUGAAAGACUCUGAAAAAAUGGAGCUACUAGUAAUAGCAGUGUCUCUAUAUAUGGCUGAACAACUUAGAUCACAGAGAUUUCUGGGAACUCCAAGGAUUUCCCUUGCUCAACCUGAUAAAAAAACCUGGGAAUUAUAUGUCCAGCUUGGAGACACAACUCAUUCAGUUGUAGCUUCUCGUCAAGGAUCCACUUACUUCGUGGAAGUCAAUGGAAGAAAACUUUGUGUGACCGGUGAAUGGAAUUUGGCUUCAGCUGUGUUAUCUCUUCAAGUGGAUGAUGUUCAUAGAACUGUCCAGUGCCUUUCUCGAGAUGCUGGUGGAAAUCUUAGCAUUCAGUUUCUUGGAACAGUGUACAAAUUACGUGUGUUGAGCAAACUUGCUGCAGAACUGAGCAAAUACAUGCCAGAAAAAGUUACGGAGGAUAGCACAAGUAUCAUAAGAUCGCCAAUGCCUGGAGCAGUAGUGGCAGUUUCUAUAAAACCUGGUGACAUGGUUGCAGAAGGUCAAGAAAUUUGCGUGAUCGAAGCUAUGAAAAUGCAGAACAGUUUGGUUGCUUCUAAAACUGGCAAGGUGAAAGCGGUACACUGCAAAAUCGGCGAUACUGUUGGGGAAGGAGAUGAACUUGUGGAAUUGGAAUAAAUCAUUUCUUUCUAAAUUUACCACAGUCAGAGUAGCUUAUUUUAUGGUCAACCAGAAAUUAAAAUGAAUGUUUAUGAAUGCAAAGGAGUUAUGGAAACUCAACUAUUGCUACACUUUUUUUUUUAAUAUUACAAAAAACCAAAAACAAAGUAAAAAUGGAGUGAGUUGAUUUAGGUGAGCUUUCACAAUUUAAAUUAACAUUUCCCUGAAACUCGCACUUCACUACAUUAUAAAUAUUUGUACAUAUGAGAUUUGUAAUUCUUUUCAUUAGAUCUAUUUACAUGAACAAAAUUAAUAAAAUCAAAUUUUGGCUUAUAAA
Molecule: messenger RNA, 2567 nt
Organism: Pantherophis guttatus
Lineage: Eukaryota; Metazoa; Chordata; Lepidosauria; Squamata; Colubridae
Gene: PCCA
Product: propionyl-CoA carboxylase subunit alpha
Cellular component (GO): mitochondrion
Molecular function (GO): propionyl-CoA carboxylase activity; ATP binding; metal ion binding
Source: RefSeq, a predicted model, not a curated record